GUAAAUCUUUCUCUUUUUUAACGAAAUGGUGAGUGACCCAUUGCAAUUAUACUUUGGAAGCGAGGCUGAAGAAGAGAUAUAUAUGGAUGGAUGGAUGAUAUGGAUGGAUGAAUUAGCAACACCAUUUUUUUUUUGCUCAACACUACAUUCCUAAAAAAAAAAAAAACGACAUUGAAGUUUAAAUUGGACAUGGCCAGCAGCACAUAUAUAUCCCUGAUUCUUCUUUUUGCUUCCAAUGAACCACAGAAAGAACCUACCAGACUUCACCAUAACAGAAAGAAGCGUGGACACGUCUCCGCCGGUCACGGUCGUGUCGGUAAGCACAGAAAGCAUCCUGGUGGUCGUGGUCUUGCUGGUGGUCAACAUCAUCAUCGUAUCAACAUGGAUAAGUACCAUCCUGGUUACUUCGGUAAGGUCGGUAUGCGUCAAUUCCAUUUGAAGAACAACGUCAACUGGCGUCCUAUUGUCAAUCUCGACAAGAUCUGGACUCUUGCCGGUGAAGGUGUUCGUGAACAAUACAAGAACACCGAGAAGGUUCCCAUUAUCGAUACUCUCCAAAAGGGUUACGGUAAGGUUCUUGCCAAGGGUACCAUCUCUCAACCCGUCAUUGUCCGUGCUCGUUUCGUCUCUGCUCUCGCUGAGAAGAAGAUCAAGGCUGCCGGUGGUGUUGUUGAGCUCAUUGCUUAAAUUUUUUUUUUUCAUUUAUAAUAAAUUAAACCCAAUUUUUUGAUGAAUUA
Molecule: messenger RNA, 737 nt
Organism: Mucor mucedo
Lineage: Eukaryota; Fungi; Mucoromycota; Mucoromycetes; Mucorales; Mucoraceae
Product: putative 60S ribosomal protein L27A
Exons: 3
Coding region: 190-687 (165 amino acids)
Biological process (GO): translation
Cellular component (GO): ribosome; cytosolic large ribosomal subunit
Molecular function (GO): structural constituent of ribosome
Source: RefSeq, a predicted model, not a curated record